UACUCUGCGCACGAGAUCGUGCGCUCUGUGUCCCGUAUACGACACACGCGUCUGUGAAAACGAAAGUGACUCGAUAAGUCCAGACUGUGCCCCAUUAUCAGUGAUUUCGUGAACUGCAGCAGUGACCGGUGCCGGCUGUGUUAUCCUGAAACAGUUUCUCCUAUACCCGCUGUGAGAACUCACCUGAAAAGGUUUUCAAGAUUCUGGUCACAUACAAAUAUAUGCCACCGAGAUAAUACUUCUGUCGCCGACUGAAAUUGGACUGUGACUAUGAAGAGGACCAGGUUGCUGCUGGCUAUUGCGACGCUCCUGUUACAGGAUGCAUUAUGCGAGCCUCCAGUGGAUUCCGCUUCGUUACCAUUAGAACAUCGAGCAGGUGGUGGUUAUGGACCGCCACUGCCUUCCGGACACACGGACGACCCUUGGCCACUCGCUACACCAGAUAGUCCAAAAAUUAAACAUCUACAAGUGCAAUGCGAGAAAACUCAUAUGCGAGUUAAUAUAGAAUUUGAUCGUCCAUUCUAUGGUAUGAUAUUUUCAAAGGGAUUCUACAGUGACCCACAUUGCAUGCAUCUCAAGCCAGGAACGGGACACCUUAGCGCAACAUUUGAAAUUUUCCUCAACAGUUGUGGAAUGUCUAGCUCAGCAAACCAUAACGUUGCCACUUACGGAAGCCCAACUCCAAGUGGAUCUUAUGUUGAGAACACAAUUAUUGUUCAAUACGACCCAUACGUACAAGAAGUAUGGGAUCAAGCACGAAAAUUACGAUGCACGUGGUACGAUUUCUAUGAAAAAGCAGUAACUUUCAGACCUUUUCAAGUGGACAUGCUCCAUGCAGUUACAGCAAACUUUCUCGGCGACAACUUGCAAUGCUGGAUGCAAAUUCAAGUGGGCAAAGGACCAUGGGCUUCAGAAGUAUCAGGCAUUGUGAAAAUAGGUCAAACUAUGACAAUGGUACUUGCUAUAAAAGACGAUGAAAAUAAAUUCGACAUGCUCGUCAGAAACUGUGUAGCUCAUGAUGGUAAACGAGCGCCUAUUCAACUUGUCGAUCAGUAUGGAUGUGUUGUGCGACCGAAAAUAAUGAGCAAAUUCCAAAAGAUAAAGAAUUUCGGUCCAUCGGCUUCAGUGGUAUCUUUUGCUUAUUUCCAAGCAUUCAAAUUCCCAGAUUCGAUGAAUGUUCAUUUCCAGUGCGUAAUUCAAGUAUGUAGAUAUAAUUGUCCCGAACCGAAAUGCGGUCUUGGUAAUGAAUACGGAGUUCCACUACUAGGUGGCAAUACUGUUAGUGCUGGAGUAUAUGGACCUCCUAAUUCUCCGCUUGCUGAGUAUGGCCCGCCGCCACAAUCACCUCAUGCUGAGUACGGCGUACCUCCGGCGUUCCCUGAUCCUCGACAUCCUGCAGAUGCCACAGGCUCAUUCUCCGAAAAACGCGAUGACGCAGUACCACCCCCACAGGCACAAGUAUCAUCAACACCUAAUGCACCGAGUCCGUCAUCACCGGCACCAGCACGCGAAGAUGAUGAGGUUAAUUUACCACCCCCACCACCGCCAGGUCGUCGUGGAGUUUACAAUACAGUCAAAAGGAAAGAUGAAGCUCAUGGUAACCUUGCAACAUUAGGUGGAAGACCUCGAUCCGUAGAAGAUUUACCUGAGAGUUUAGUCGGAAUUAGACGGCGGAGGGAAACAUCUACGCACACACGAAUUUAUAAGCGCGAUGCUCAAGAGAUGACAGAUGUGAAUACUAGUCGCACUAUUCAAGUUGUAGCACCGGGUGACGUUAACUUUGCACUAAAUAAUGCUGCAGCAAACGAGACCGUGGUCAUCCAGUCUCCAGCAAGUGAUCCGGAGACAAUAUGCAUGUCAGUGCCGUCGUUUGUGGCGGGGUUGGUCAUGUUAUUAUUAGUGCUAGUGGUGGCAUCCCUGGUUGCCGCGUUUCUUUUCGUGCGCGUACGAGCGCUCGACAGGAAGGGCACCCACGGGACUACCGCCUACUACGAAACGGAUUACGUGAAGCACACGAAUUAAUAGCGUGGAGUUCUGCGAGUGCGAGUGUGACGCGAGGACGUUCCAUAAACUCUUCUUGGAUCCAAAGAGCGUGCGCGCUUCGGCCCCGGCCGGACGGCCCGACGGCUCGACGCUGUCGCGGUUGCGAUCGAAGCUCGGUGACGUGUGACUUAUUUAUUUAGUAAUAUAGUGAGCGUGAUGUAUAUGUUCGACUGUUUUUGUAAAUUAUUUUAUUCGUGUGAAGAGCACUCUGUACUUAUUUAGUCUGUUGUAAUUUUGUAAAGAGUCGUAAGUAAGGAUGUAAUUAUAAGAAAGUUAUACUUAUACCAAUUAAAAAGUGU
Achroia grisella is the source of this 2342-nucleotide messenger RNA. RefSeq names its product cuticlin-4 (gene dyl). The record is from RefSeq and is a predicted model, not a curated record. Lineage: Eukaryota; Metazoa; Arthropoda; Insecta; Lepidoptera; Pyralidae. The transcript has 4 exons. The coding region runs from base 271 to 2022 and encodes 583 amino acids.